AUGGAUAUUAAAGCACGUUUGCGUUCUGCGCUGCUUUCCUUGGAGGAUAGGGAUCUCAGUAGCCAAGGACAAUAUUGCAUCAAAUUACUCAUCGAAAAGCUGCAGACUGUCCAACAGGCGGGCAUGGUUGUGCGAGAACUUACGUCAGGACUUGAUAAAUGCGGCAGGUCCGCAGCUUUGAAUCGUAUCCUUCUCUUAUCAUACCUGCUAGUGACUCAGGGCCACCUGAGUCCAGUGCGAGCAUUGCCACAGGCCAUGCCCGGCUUGGUGGCUUACCUCAGACGCCAGCAGCACUCCACCAAUUUGGAUGACCUCGUCACCCUGGGUAGCCGCCUGGGUAUGGCCCUGGCCGCCGCAAUGUCUGAGGGCUCUGCACUCGUGGACAUGCAGAACACCCCAACAGAAUGCGCCAGAGGCGGAGCGCAAAGUGCCUCCGUGAGUCGAUGGAGGAACACCAACCAGGCGCCCAAUCGCCGCAACAGCAGCCCAGCAUCCGGGGGAAGCACAGCUGCUACGUCCGCAGCAGAGGCCUGGUUACCCUUCGUGGCCGAUCCGCCAUGGGCGCUUGACAAUAUCCUGCUGCCGCUACUGCGGUUGGCCUGCCGGGCUCCGGAGCGCGAGGCUAUGGCGGCUGCCUGCGCGGUGCUGGUGCCGCUCGUGGAGUCGCUGGGACAAGGCGUUGGGGCGGGAGCUGGGCCAGGCGGUGGGCGCCUUGCUCGGGGCCCCGUCGCGGCUGCGCUGCAGCAGCUGCUGGGCUGCGCCUUCACGCUGCUGGGAGGUGGAAACGCUCCGCUACGGUCCGCGGGUGUGCUGCAGCUGUUUGCUAGCUGCGUGCAGGUGCUGGGACCCGCCUUGGAUGAGGAGACGGCCAAGCGGAUCUUGCUGGCUGCCACCUCGGGACUCGACUGCACGGAGGACUGGCAGGUGCGGCGGGAGUCGGCCAACCUGAUCCGGGUGCUGGCGUGGCUGGCGCAGCUGGUGGAGGAGGAGGAUUUGGAGCCCGACGGCGGCGCGGUGGCCUGGAUGGCGGGUUCGCACCGCAAGGAGUUCCUGCUUCAGGCCUUGGAGCCUAUCCGCCAUGACAAGUUCCCCGCGGUCCGCGCCGCCUUCCAAGGAGCCGCCGCGGCAGUCAUGAAGCUGCCCGCGACGCCGGGAGAUGACAUGCUGCUCUCAGACGCGGAGGAAGGUCCGGGACAGAGGUCCCAGCCCACGCCUCCAGUCCGACCAUACCGGGCACGGCGUGAAGCCUCGCCGCAACAGCCCUGGGCCUCAUCAUGCCUGAGGCCUGAGGAACAGUCCCCGCGCACAUCGCGCCAGGGACGGCAGGGUCGCGGCCUGGGGCGCGCGAGUGUGUCCGCGGCAGGGACCCGCAGCAGCGACCUGUCGGUUCGUGGCGAGGCGGACGCACGACAGACCAGACUAAACCAGUGCGUGCCACACAGCGACGCUGGCGACUGGGGUCCGGAAUACCCUAGGGAGCCCAGUCUGUCCGGGCUUACAAGUCCCUCCACCGAGGCCGAGUCCAUGGCCAGGCGCACAGCUGCGGCCUGGGAUGGCGCCGUCACAUCACGCCCUGCUGCUGCUUCCAGGGCUAGCGUAAGAGGUGCAGCUACCUGGGAGCCGGAAGAGGAGGAGGAGGUGGGCACCGUGGAAACGCUGGCUGUCGUAGCAACGCGACCAGGUGCCGACGGGACUAGGACGGGGGUUGCGGUGCUGGUGCAGCAUGACCGGGCCCCGUGCCCUCCGAGGAAGCGCACCACGAGUCCCGACGUCCCAGCCACGGCCGCUUACGGGAGUCGCCGGGGCAGUGCAGGCGACGAUGAUGAACACUUCCGCGCUGCUGCCGCCACGGGGGCCGAAGAUCGUGGUCAUGGAUAUGGCUUCAACGGUGUACCAAGCACGACUAUCGCACAUGAUUGGGUAUCCAAGGCCCGGCCGCCAGUGGCAUUGCCGCCGCCCGCGGAUCACCUGGCGGCGCACGGGGCUGCAGAGCAGGCGGCUGCCUCCGGGGUGUUGCCGGUUCCAUCCAUGGCUGCUAGCGGCGGUGGCGACGGCGGCGGCGACGCCUUCAGUUUUAGUGGUGCCUUCGACGAUGGCCGCAAACAAGGGACCAAUCGCCGGGGUUACCACCUGCAAUUCCAUGUGGGUCCUGGCGGCCGCAGUGGCGGGGAAGCCUGGCUUACGUCUGCAGGAGACGGUGAUGGCGAUGGCGGUGAAAUGCGCUCCGCAGGGCAAGCUAUAGAGCGAGAAGCCAGCUGGCGCGGACUUUCGUCGACCAAUACCAGCCCUGUUGACGAAGACAUGCCCGCAUUGCUGCGAAGCAAGAGCCCACGCGUGCCAUCCGACAGCCCCAGGACCUCUGAUAGGCUCGCAGAACCCCCUCGCCAUCGUCCACCGCCGCGUACGCGGCCAUCCAAUGCCCCCGCCGGCCCCGCCGCCCAGGCGGUCCGGGGCCCGCUGCGCCAGGCGUCACCUCCUUCGCGACGACAACAGCAGCAGCAGCAGCAGCCGCAGCAACAGCAACGACAACAGCAACAACGGCAUCAGGUUCGGCCACCAUGGCGGUGCCCAUCCCGGGGCCCCUCCCCGCGGAGGACCCGCUCGGCCAGUCCGAACGGCGGUGAGGGACAGCCAGCUGCGCUCUCUGCGCCGCCGGUGGUGCCGUCGGGGGUCCCUUCCCGCGGCGCCAGUCCCCCCCAGCGUGGGCCCAGUCCUCCCCAAACCUGCCGCACCGGCGGAGGAUGCUGGUGGACCGCCGAUGACAUCGGCAUAGAAAAUACUGGCAGCGGUGGCGACGGCGGCAAUGGUGUGAACAGGCUUGGUGGAGGCGGCCGGAAUGAAGCUCCUCGCGGUGGUGAUCCGGUGACGGCGGUGUCGCCAUCGCGGCGCUUCCAGCGGCGGGAUACCUCCCGCGUCAGCCUGGGUUGGCCCUUCGGGUACCGUCCCCCGCGCGGCAGCCCCCGCUUCAGGCGGCCAAACGUGCUUCCCGAACAAUCUGACUUUGGGGUGCUCGUCUUUGCUAAGGAUCCACCGCCUCCGCAGAUGCACCCACCGCCAGCCCCACAGCCGCCGCAGCCCCGUACGACGGAGUCCUCAGGCUCCGCUGACCAGGCUGCUAGCGGCGGCACUGGGUCGCCAGUCUAUCAUGUGAACGUCCGCACCGCUGCGGAGGAGGUGACGGCCCUGGUGGCAUUGACAUCUCCCAGGAACCCGGGGCACGGAGGCGACGGCAGCAGGCCCCUUUUUCAACGCAUGACAGUAGUCGGCGGCGGUGGCAACAACGAACUCCCUUACGAAAGUAGCCGGGAUGGAUGGGCCCACCGACAGAACCCGGGUGGGAACCGGUGCCGUGUUGUUUCCAGUGCGCCCGCAGCGGACUCCAUAACAGCCGCGGCAACGGCUGCGCUAGCGGCAGGCGCCGCCGCGGCAGCGGCGGCAGCGGCCGCUGCCGCCGACCAUCAGCACCUGGCUGCGGAUGCGCACUUUUUGGACGGCGAGGAGGCGCGGGUGCGGGGCCCGGUUGGUGCGCAGUCGAGGCCUGCUCCCCGGGGCUAUGACGGCACAGCGGAUCAAGGGGAAGGAGGCGGCCAGGGGUUGGGUGCUGGAGAAAGGGGCGGGAUGCCAUGGAGCAGCGAGGGGGACGGAGAAGAGAGUGCCAGCGCCGCAGGUGGCAGCAGCGGUAGCGGCGGAGGCAGUGGCGCCUGGGGGUUGGGUCGGCGCGGCGCUGUGGCCAUGGAGCACCAGUUGCAGGCUCUCAUGGAGCAGGCUCAGUCGCUGCAGAGCACCCUGGCGCGCAUGAGCCGCCAAGGCGCCGGCAAUGGCAACGGCGGAACUCGCAGACCACGCCGUCGCUGGGACAGCCAGCAUCCGGCAGCCGUCUUAGGGGACGAGAUUCCGCCGAGCUGCCGGAGGGUCAGCGCCGGCGGGCAGGGGGCGCCGCCCUUGCCGCCGCCGCCACCGCCACCGCAGCUCGCGGCUUUGGGCACAGACGCAACGGCCGCGCAGGCGGCAGUGCAGCAGUUGCAGGUCCUGUUGCAACAGGCGGCAGGGGCCCAGGCGAGCCUGCAGCUGUUGCUUGCGGGUGCCGGCACGCCCGCAGCUCUGCAAGGCGCCGUGCAGCGACUGGAACAGGUUGUGAACGUGCUGCAGCAGAACGGCGGCGGUAACGGGGCCGGGAGCGCGGCAGCCGCCGCCGGGGCUGAUGCCUCAGCUCGGCCAACGCUCCUCCGGGCGGCUGCGCCGCUUGCCUCCCCGGCAGAUGCCCACCCUACGGAGUUACAGCCUAGCCCGGACGAUGUGCAGGGGGGCCCGCAGGCCGGAGGGUCGGGAUCCGUUUUCGGAACUGAAACAGCCAUCGCGCUGCGGGAGCUGAUCAGACAGGUUCAAGCCACCCGGGAGAGCAUCACUCACGCAGCUAACGAAGGGGCUCAGCUAGGUGCAUCCGUAACCAAGGCCAGCCCGCAGGGAUCUGGCCCCGUCAUUCUGCAGCGAGAGGGUGGUACCCGCACGCAACCCCAAAGCGCCAUACAGGCACGGGUCCCUCUAGCACCGCAUCCUACUUCCCAGCAUCUGAACACCGCCGUCAGCGGCGCUGGUCAGGCCGAAGCCGUCCUACAGCAGCUGGCCCAAGUACCCCUGCGCCCCGACAUUCUAGACGCGCAGGAGCUUACAACCGCUCCACUCAAGCGCGCUGAACCUCUGAGCGGAACUGGAGUGAGUCACAGUCCGCAACAACUACCGGCAAAGCUACCCGGACAAUCGGAAACGUUAAGCGGAGCUGGACUAUACGACACAUCGUUGCAGCCAUCCGCCCCGAUAUCCCAACAUCUGGGCCAUCUGAGCGGAGCAGGGUUGCACGACAGGUCACCACAGCGCGCAGCUGAAGUUUCCAGAAGCUCGAGCUAUUUCAGUGGUGCUGGGCGGGAGGAAACGUCACAGCCGCAGCAGCAAUACGCCCGCCUAUCCGACCACUCAGGGUCUUUGGACGGAAUUCGGCUUAGGCACGGGUCACAGCCGCCCUCGGCCAUCCGUUCGGAACACUCAGGCCUUCUGAGUAGCACUGUACUGCACGAUAGGUCUCUACAGCCUUCGGCUCUUUUAUCAGAACACUCAGAUUAUCCGCGCGGCACUGGACUGUACAACAGGUCAACACAGCCGUCGGUCGAUCUUUCGCAAACUUCAAAACACUUGUACCAAAGUGGACUGAAAGAAGGGUCACAACCGCCGUCAGCGCAGCUAUCUCAGCCCUCUGGCCCUCUAACCGGCAUUGGCUUAAGCCAGGGGUCACAACCGCCGUCAGCGCAGCUAUCUCAGCUCUCUGGCCCUCUAACCGGCAUUGGCUUAAGCCAGGGGUCACAACCGCCGUCAGCGCAGCUAUCUCAGCUCUCUGGCCCUCUAACCGGCAUUGGCUUAAGCCAGGGGUCACAACCGCCGUCAGCGCAGCUAUCUCAGCUCUCUGGCCCUCUAACCGGCAUUGGCUUAAGCCAGGGGUCACAACCGCCGUCAGCGCAGCUAUCUCAGCUCUCUGGCCGUCUAACCGGCAUUGGCUUAAGUCAGGGGUCACAACCGCCGUCAGCGCAGCUAUCUCAGCUCUCUGGCCCUCUAACCGCUGGGAUGAGCACAGAAUUACAACAGUAUCCACACACACACAAGCAAUUGGGUGUUGAGAUCGCUAGUCCUGGUAGAAAGGUGAUCCCAGCGCACCCAAGAAUGUUUACACCGUGGGCAGGUGCAAUGUCGGUGGCACUACAUGCGACCGCCGGCCCACCGCAGGUCCCCGGCUUCGGCAGUGUAACGAAGACAGGCAAUCUACAGCCGGAAACGUCUGAGGUCCCAGAAGUUAUUGAGGCGGAAGCUCUUUACACGGAAAGCGUGGACACUGACAUCGACGCAGAUGCUGCUAACGUGCAUGCGGCGAAACCAGAGCUAGAGCCAGCGACGGCGAGCAUGGUCAACCCCCCCAGCGCACCUGACCCCGGCUCCUACCAUCCGCAGAAUCUCGGGGACGGUAGGAUAACCGCCGAGAUCCACAAUCUUAUUCAGCGUACUGGGGCUCUCCAGAUUUUGGGUCGACAAGCAUUGGCAGCGGUGCCAGUUGCACCGCCGCUCACUUGGCAGCCUGGAAGCCAUGUGCGCGGGCAGGACUUUCAGGGCCCCAGCGGCGUACUGCCGGGGGAUCGCGGCAUACGGUCCACUGCGCCUUCAGGAGGUGGACAGGCGGGCGCGUCCGGCCAUUCGGGCAUCAGCAACUUGCUGGCGACAUCGCUUCCGGGGUCCAGGUCCAACUCACCACCUGGGGCUACGGCUGCGAGGCUCCCAGCACCUGUUGGCCUCGGGGCCCAUGAUGUGCAGCACGUACCCAGGAUCAUCGACUUUAGGCCCCUGCUUCCCCUGGCUACCAUGCGACCUCACGUGGUGGAUCCGGCAAGCUUCACCGCUGCUCAUUUAGCCACCAGCGCAAUACCUACCACCACUGCCGCUGAUGCAGGCUUCCCGCAAUACUCCUCACCGUCCGCACACAACGUCAUGCCGCGGUUGCACACUUUGCGAACAGGGCCGGCGCCCCCGGCAUGGCGGACCGGCUCUUAUCUAUACAGGCCGCGAUCUGCUGGCUCGUCCCCUACACGUCAGGCAUCGGCGUUGUAUCCACUGGCAGUAGUGGCGCGCCAGCCACGAUAUCCCGCAACUGUCGACGAUGACCCCAUGGAUGGUGCAGUGCUGGAGCCGUCGCCACGGAGUGCUGCUGCUACCAACGCAAUGCCUUCGCCCUCGGUGCACUCUGUGCUCGGUCACGAGCUGAGCCACCUGACUGUCACGCCCGAAAAUGGUACCGCCGCCGUCACUAGUAGCCUCCACACCAUAACGGCGGCGGCGGCCCGAGCGGCGGCUCGCCUGGCCGCUCUGGGUAUCGCGGACACCGCGAUCUCACAGACACCGCCGCGAGCAGAGGUGGGAGUCCAGACCGCACCCUUAAUCCUAGCCAUAGCCAAGGAGUGUAGCCAAAGUUCGCCGCCACGGCUGUACUUUGGGGCAGGACACGCACCUGAUGGUGCUCGAGUAGAAACCGCUAGCAGCGUAAGCAACAACGGCGAUAGCGGUAGUGCUGCACUCCUGCCGCUGACUGCACACAGCGACAACUCGCCGGUGUCACCGAUAGGGUCUCCCGUGGGCCGGAUACGGAUGUGCUCCCCUGGAGGGGCGGACACGGUGCUGGCGCUAUCAGCCAUCCGCAACAGCAGCAGCCAUGAGCCGGGCAUCCUUAACUCCCUGCAUCUGGUGCUGGGACAGCUGUCGCCGGGGUGUGCCGACCUAGGCAGUGCUCAGCAACACGGUGCUGACGUUACUGGUGUGGCCAGAGCAGCUGAGCCACAAACGAUUUCGCAGAGUAGAACAGAAGGCGGUGAUAGGACCACGUGGGUCAGGCCGCAGAAUUCGGGCCUGCUCCGCGGUCCUGGACAAGGUGCACCAAGCUGCGAGGAGCAGAGGGUUUCCGUCUCUUCCAGCGGGUUUCCUGGUCGAGGGAAUCCUACCCGAGGCUCCACGUGUGACCUUGUUACCAUGGAGUCCACGGAGGAUACCGGUGGCGCGGCGGGGGAAGCUUGCGCUACAUCCAUUGUUCUAACGUACCCACGGACGCAGACCGCGCAGGCACAAGUUAGUACUGCCGGGGAGGCAUGGAACCACGGAGAUGAGCAGCGGACGUCGGGAAGGGUUGGACCCGACUGGGAUAAUGCCGACGAACUGCACGCCUACCUGCUGCCUACAUUGGACACCCACUGUGAGCCUCCUAGUGCACGGGCAGGUGAUGACCUGGCGGCCUUGUUUCCGGCGACGGCCGCUGCUUUAGCCUAUCAAAGCAUCCAGAAGUCCGACACGUUAGAUAGUACUCAGCGAAUGCCAGUUGGCGGCGACGAAAACCAGAGAACAUCGUAUGGCGGCUUCGGCGUUAUGCCCUCACCCAGAGCAAGUGCCAUUAAUGUGGAUGAAGCCGUUCAGGCAAACGGGUUGCCGCCUCUGAUGCCGUCACCAGAUCCCACGCUCAAUGGGCCCCGACAGAGCAUGCAGUACCGGCCGGGAAGGGAAGGCUUGCAUGCGCUGCGCGAGUCCGCCAGUGGCCUAGCAAAGUCUAGCGUUGAAGCCGUUCGCGAGGUGGAGGAUCUCGUUGCGCGGCUAACGCUCUUGCAGCAGCAUCUGGUCCGACGUCGGACGCACAGCGUCACCGUUCUAACCUCGCGCCUGUCCGUCGCAGCUCCGCAGCUGGAAGAUGAUGCGAUCGCGGACACGACUGAGUUGAAUUCCGAUGAUGACGCUAUGCUAUUCGAACUCCCAGUGUUGCCAGACCAUACUUGAUUGUAAAUUAAAUCGUGU
Messenger RNA from Volvox carteri f. nagariensis, 8367 nucleotides. RefSeq lists its product as uncharacterized. The record is from RefSeq and is a predicted model, not a curated record. Bases 1 to 8349 code for a protein of 2782 amino acids. The transcript is spliced from 16 exons. NCBI's taxonomy places the organism in Eukaryota, Viridiplantae, Chlorophyta, Chlorophyceae, Chlamydomonadales, Volvocaceae.